Oncorhynchus gorbuscha (pink salmon) is the source of this 1782-nucleotide messenger RNA. Its product is annotated as rap guanine nucleotide exchange factor 5-like. The transcript is spliced from 5 exons. The record is from RefSeq and is a predicted model, not a curated record. Bases 1 to 480 code for a protein of 159 amino acids. Lineage: Eukaryota; Metazoa; Chordata; Actinopteri; Salmoniformes; Salmonidae.
AUGACGUCCUGUAAUCUGCAGAUGUCUGCAGGACACAUCAGCGUCCAUGUUGCUUCCAGUUCUAUUGGAUGCUGUUGUAAAUGGUGUGUUUCCUGUUUUACAGAGCCUCUCCUGGAUGACUUUCUGCUGACAUACCUGGUAUUCAUGUCAACCAGUGAUCUGUGUCAGGCUCUCCUGGGACACUAUUGUUCAAAGAGACACCACCGGGGGAAAGAGGAAGGGAAGGAGGUUCUGGACAGGAAACGUCAGGUCCUGCACCUGGUGACACAGUGGACAACACUGUACAGGGACUUCCUACGAGAAGACGAGCAUGUUAAACUCUUCAUGAAGACAUUGUAUCGUUUCCUCCUGGAUGACCUGUAUGAGUAUCCAACUCUAGAGAAGGAGCAGAAGGACCUGCAGAAACUCCUGCGGCUGCAUCGCAGACAUACAUUGGAGGAGUAUUCACCCUACAGAAAGGUAAGAGGCCAAACUACAUGAGAUUUUUUAUUUAUUUUUAUUUCACCUUUAUUUAAACAGGUAGGCAAGUUGAGAACAAGUUCUCAUUUACAAUUGCGACCUGGGUGAGUAUGAGUAUUCACCCCACAGAAGGGUAAGAGGCCAAACUACAUGAGAUGAGUAUUCACCCCACAGAAAGGUAAGAGGCCAAACUACAUGAGAUGAGUAUUCACCCCACAGAAGGGUAAGAGGCCAAACUACAUGAGAUGAGUAUUCACCCCACAGAAAGGUAAGAGGCCAAACUAUAUGAGAUGAGUAUUCACCCCACAGAAGGGUAAGAGGCCAAACUAUAUGAGAUGAGUAUUCACCCCACAGAAGGGUAAGAGGCCAAACUAUAUGAGAUGAGUAUUCACCCCACAGAAGGGUAAGAGGCCAAACUACAUGAGAUGAGUAUUCACCCCACAGAAGGGUAAGAGGCCAAACUACAUGAGAUGAGUAUUCACCCCACAGAAGGGUAAGAGGCCAAACUAUAUGAGAUGAGUAUUCACCCCACAGAAGGGUAAGAGGCCAAACUACAUGAGAUGAGUAUUCACCCCACAGAAGGGUAAGAGGCCAAACUACAUGAGAUGAGUAUUCACCCCACAGAAGGGUAAGAGGCCAAACUAUAUGAGAUGAGUAUUCACCCCACAGAAGGGUAAGAGGCCAAACUACAUGAGAUGAGUAUUCACCCCACAGAAGGGUAAGAGGCCAAACUACAUGAGAUGAGUAUUCACCCCACAGAAGGGUAAGAGGCCAAACUAUAUGAGAUGAGUAUUCACCCCACAGAAGGGUAAGAGGCCAAACUAUAUGAGAUGAGUAUUCACCCCACAGAAGGGUAAGAGGCCAAACUAUAUGAGAUGAGUAUUCACCCCACAGAAGGGUAAGAGGCCAAACUACAUGAGAUGAGUAUUCACCCCACAGAAGGGUAAGAGGCCAAACGACAUGAGAUGAGUAUUCACCCCACAGAAAGGUAAGAGGCCAAACUAUAUGAGAUGAGUAUUCACCCCACAGAAGGGUAAGAGGCCAAACUACAUGAGACGAGUAUUCACCCCACAGAAAGGUAAGAGGCCAAACAACAUGAGAUGAGUAUUCACCCUACAGAAAGGUAAGAGGCCAAACUACAUGAGAUGAGUAUUCACACUACAGAAAGGUAAGAGGCCAAACUAUAUGAGAUGAGUAUUCACCCCACAGAAAGGUAAGAGGCCAAACUGCAUGAGAGGUAAUGGAGCUAUUAUAUGACUCACAGGAGGCUGCUGAGGGGAGGACAGCGAAUGGAAUAGCAUCAAACACAUGGAAACCAUGGAA